Molecule: messenger RNA, 2774 nt
Organism: Cydia splendana
Lineage: Eukaryota; Metazoa; Arthropoda; Insecta; Lepidoptera; Tortricidae
Exons: 3
Coding region: 636-2774 (712 amino acids)
Source: RefSeq, a predicted model, not a curated record
CACAGCGCGAUACAGUAAACAAUUCUCUAUCUACCUAUCUAGGUGUCAUAGCUCUAUGUGAAAAAACCGCGAAGUUACGGCCGUCCCGCGAGCGGCUAAAUACACCAUUUUGCCACUUUUACCAGCAAAAAGGCAGUUUUUAAUUAGAAAAUUCACUAAAAGGCUGUUAAAGGCCAAUAACUGCUUCUUACUAUUUGACAUCGGGUAUUUAGUACAACUCUUAAAAACAGUUAUUGCAACUUCCACGACUAAAAGGUGGCUACUGUACUUUAACUGCUCCCUAGCGUAACAAAUAUUACGGCCAAAUGAUGAUUACUCCCAAACUAAAUAGCAGCUAAGCUAUAAAUACACAAUUAAAAAGCCGUUAAAGUCGCUUAGCCGCCUUGUCGUUAGUAUAGGCGUAAAAGGUAUACAUGCAAAUGCAUCGGUUUAAGGCCGUCACGGCUUUUUAAUUUGGCAAUGAUAGAACAAAAUAGUAGACAGUUCCAGAAAUAUAUCGCGGUAACUAGGUAUUCCAUAUCAAUAAGGCGGUUACUUGAUCCUCGCUCGAAGCAACGAAAUCAGUUGCGCGGGCGCUCCCGUCGAGUGAGGGUGUGGCACGUGAAGACCGGGCGCAGUUUCCCGCCAAUUCCAGUAUGCAGCCGCGCAAACUCACGAGGUAUGAACCGAAGACCUCUCGGUUGAAAACCAUUUUAGACAGAUGUAGAAAUCCAUCAAACCAAAACAGUGAAGACAUCCAUCAUUCGGUCGAUUGUCAUAACAUCCAGUUGCCUGAUCAUUAUGUGGAACCCACGUCAUCACACGAAAAACCUGUGGAAAAAGGAUUACCUAAACAUUGUGUCCAAGAGAUGGUAAAUGAAGUCAAUCGCAGGAAUUAUUCACUCACAUCUGAUAUAUUUAAUAAUUUUAACGAGUACGCUACCACACAAUCUAAAUCUUCUGUCUUUUUGUCGAAUGCCGUAGAUCUUCUCCAACAAGCGUUCCCAGCGACCAAUACUGAAAAACAACUUGAUUUAAGGUGUGAUGAAGAGCUAAGCAUAAGCAGCCGAAGUUCUUCAUCGUCACACAGAGAUGAUGAUUUUUCAUCCGAUGAUUCCGUGCGCGACAAAAAUUAUAUUCCAGAAACGAGUAGUAGUGAUGAUUCUGAAAAUGAAAUUGCGGCCCCAGUCUUGAAUAAACAUCCGAAUAAGCACUCCCAUAUGUCUAUGUUUAAUACAACCAAUAUUAUUAAGCGAAGAAAUACCAUUAACAUAGAAAUCAUACCCGAUACCCAAACUAAUAAAAUCGGUGAAAGAAUUCUAAAACGAAGGAAUACUACGGAGUUAAAUUAUAUACCCACAAUUAACAAUAGCGAAGAGAUUAGUAUUGAUUUAUCUGGAGAAAAUGGUCAAAGUUCACCUGCACCUAAGCGAAAAAAAUACGAUACAAGUCUAAGUGAAAGAAACGCCGACAAGAAAGAAGACAAGCGAUUGGAAUAUCUGGUUAAGCCAGGGUGCGAUUCAAAAUGUCAUAAAAAAUGCACUACCUUAUUGACAGAUGAAGAGAGAGAGGAUGUUAACGACAGUUACUGGAAUUUAACAUGGAAAGAAAGAAGAUUAUUCAUACAAAAUAAUGUGCCUGUAGUUGUACCUAAGAGGCAAAAGACUGGACCAAAUCUUCGAGCCCCAAGGAGAACGUUUUUCCUAAGAAAACAUGAUGAUACAAAAGUGGCAGUUUGUAAAAUAUUUUUUUUGACUACACUCGGAUUUAAUAAAACGAAUGACAAGGUUUUGUACAACUCUUUAGCUGAUGACGAUUUGACCGAUUCACGUGGAAAACAUACUAAGACAUUAGCUUACGAUAGAGAAAUACUUCGUCAACACGUUGAAUCGUUCCAUCCUUUAGAACCACAUUACCGAAGAGCGCAUGCUCCUAACCGUAGAUAUUUGCCGAGCGACGUAACUAUCACUUUUAUGCAUGACCACUUUUGCAAAAAAUAUCCUCAAGAUCCCGUUUCCUACGAAUUAUAUAGGCAGGUCGUGAAAGAAAUGAAUAUAUCUUUUACUAAUUUAGGAAAUGAAGAAUGUGAGGUUUGCGAAAGCUACCAAAUACACAAAAAAGAAAGUUCUCAUAAUAUCGAGGAAAAUAUUCUAGAUAACUGCGAGGACUGCACAUCAUUUGCGAUUCAUCAUGACAAAUAUGUUGCAGCUAGAAAAUUGUAUGAAGAACACAAGACUGAACAAGACCCGGAUAAUAUAUAUUUUAGUGCUGAUUUGCAAAAGGUUAUAAUGCUUCCAAGAUUGGACACAUUUAAGAAAAUAAUAUUCUGUUUACGUCUUGCUACAUAUAAUCAAACCUUUGCACCAUUGGGAAAAAUAACAUCUAGUAUUAAACCUUACGCUGUUCUUUGGCACGACGCUAUAGCUGGAAGAAAGCAAGAAGACAUAAUGAGUGCAUUUUUUUCAUUCUUUUUGCAAUAUCGUGACACCAAACAUGUAAAUAUAUGGCUUGAUAACUGCAGUGCACAGAACAAGAACUGGCUUUUAUAUUCCAUGCUAGUUCAUAUGGUUAAUAGCGAUUAUAUAGGCACGGAAUCCAUAACGUUGUACUACUUCGAACCUGGUCACACUUUCAUGAGCUGUGACCAGUUUCAUCAUCAAGUCGAAUUGUCCAUGAAACACAAAGGCAAAAUUUACGACUUUGCUGAUUUUACGGAAUCAGUGGGAUCAGCGAACAAGGGAAAAGUAACAGUGAAAUCCAUGGUACAAACCAAGAACGGAAAUUUAAUGAUUUAG